AUGAGCAACAAAACGACCAAGCCACGAUUUCAUGCCCGACGAGCGCUACUCUGUCUUUACAACUACAUAACGUCUCAGUGUCUUUCUUUAUGCUGGGGAACGUACAUUCUGGGUCUUCUAUGGCUAUUGCUACAUCCUGCAAUCACUAUUACAACAGGCGAGUUAAAGUGCCGAGGGACGUAUAUGUCCGAGAAUGCACUACUGAUCGAUCUCAUGGAGGCACAAUUGAGUCACGAAGAGGCUCAUUUAGCUCACGAUUUUCAUCAGAAGCUGCUCGAGCUGCCAGGGCUAAAACGUACUAAGGGUUGUAGAGACAAUUGCACGGCUGUUGUGGAUUGGAUUGACGCGCAGCUGCGUGGUCUGGACCGGGUUAUAGCUUAUCGUCAAGUGUUUCAGACAGACGAAGAUACUGCUUUACGUACAAACGUGUAUGGCAUUUUGCGGGCGUCGCCAUUGGCUGAUGGCAAGGAGGCAAUUGUCUUGGUGACACACUAUCAAAAUGUGGGUGCUACUAGCGGUGACUACUCUGGGUUGUCGAUAGGGCUGGCGUUGCUGAAGUGUCUGGCCAGAGCUCAGUGGCUAGCUAAAGAUGUUAUUCUUUUGGUUGCUGACGAUGGUGCGCUAGAUGGAAGUGAUGGAUAUGCUCCCGGGACUGAAGCAUGGUUGCAAGCGUACCAUUUGGAUCCUGUCCAAAGUGGCAUGCAAGAUGGGUUACCUAUGCGCGCUGGUGUCAUUCGCGCUGCAGUCAAUCUGGAAUCAAUGUUUCACUCGCAUCAAGUGGGAGCUGUCGGGAUUUAUGCAGCUGGUAUGAACGGCCAGCUUCCAAAUCUGGAUCUUGUUAACACAGCAGUACGCGCAUUUCGCCAACACAAAAUUCCUACAAUUUUGGACCGUGCUGACGCCCAACAAAUCAUUGAGCACAAACCUGAGAGCUACAUUACAUCUAUGUUCAAUAUCAUGAUGAAUUUAAGCGAGAAGUACGUUCCGGUGGAAUUGAAGCAAGGCGCACUGAACUAUUUGAUGAACCUCAAGGGUAUGAUGCGUUUCAUGACAACGUUAGCGUCUGGCCCUUCAGGUCCUCACGCCAACUUCAUUAGCUACAACAUCGACAGUAUCACACUUUCGCUAGUAAAGAGACCGAGUUCAGGUGACCGGCAGCUUCCUACCCGCGAGGUACUCAGGUCAAUCGAGAUGGUGAUUCGUGCACUCAGCAAUCUGGAGGAAAAACUUCACCAAUCGUUUUAUCUCUACGUUCUCCCAAGCACGACGACUUUUGUAUCGGUGGGUGAAUAUUUCUACGCAGUGGCUUUAGCAAUCUCGCCUGCGAUCGCGCAUCUGCUCUAUUUGGCGAACAAAACAACCGGAAUGCGCGUUGCGUUCGCGCUGGCUGUGUUUUUCGUGAUCGAAAUGCUAUGCGUACUCCUUCUGGUUGGGGUGUGCAAAAUCUUUGCCACACCCGCAGCAUCCCUGCAAACAUUCAGUCCAAGCGACGUGUCUGCUGCAAGAUGGUUUGGCCUUGCAAUUUUGAUUUCAGUCGUACAAGCUUUGGUGAUUGUAAUUGUGCUUCCUGCAUUGCAUGCUGUGACGGGCUUCUCGGGUUGCACGGAAGUGUAUGCUUGGAGAAAGCAAGUCGCGAUGUACGAAGCUGACCAGCAAUCGAACCUGUCACGUAAAUCUGCGUUAACUACCAUGGAUGCUAUGCGAGAGUCCGGGAACAAUAUUCCAAAGCUGGAUGAGGGCUGGUGCGCCAUCAAGUUCGUUACGAUGGUGGUGCUUGUGUAUUCGCAUUGCAUUUUGGGCAUUCUAAAUUAUCCGAUGGCUUUGUUUGGUGCAAUUCCCAUGACCCUCUUUGCCAGUGUCGCUCCUGUCACCACUGCAACACAAAUUCGGAAUGCUUGGAGCUGUUUGUGGCUCUUUGUAUCUUCUCCACUCGUUCUCAUUGUCAUGUUGAACUGGAGUCGCCUAGAUGUGAUAGCUGGGUUGUCAUAUGCCGUUGACAGUUUUGUGCACCGUAUGAAUGUGUUGGCAUUGCCGUAUGUUUGCUGUAUCUACGUAUCCGUCCACACUUUAUCGCUAGCAGUUUGGGCCUAUCCUGCCCAGCAGCACACAUCAACGUUGGAGAAAAAGGCGAAACAAGAAUAA
Peronospora belbahrii is the source of this 2142-nucleotide messenger RNA. The record is from the annotation of a GenBank genome assembly. Lineage: Eukaryota; Oomycota; Peronosporomycetes; Peronosporales; Peronosporaceae.